This is a messenger RNA of Hevea brasiliensis (rubber tree), 914 nucleotides long. Its product is annotated as 40S ribosomal protein S11. Gene Ontology annotation, cellular component: cytosolic small ribosomal subunit; ribosome. NCBI's taxonomy places the organism in Eukaryota, Viridiplantae, Streptophyta, Magnoliopsida, Malpighiales, Euphorbiaceae. The record is from RefSeq and is a predicted model, not a curated record. The transcript is spliced from 6 exons. Gene Ontology annotation, biological process: translation. Gene Ontology annotation, molecular function: structural constituent of ribosome.
UUCAUUUAAAGCCCAUUUUCAUUCGCUACACAUCACCAAAUCUAGGGUUAGCCUGCCAGUGAAAAAUCUCUCCUUCUGUAACUCGCGCCUCUCUUGCUGCAGUUUCAGGCUUCAGCUACACCAGCUUCCUCGAGAAACAGCUCUCAAUCAUGGCGGAGCAGACUGAGAAGGCUUUUCUGAAGCAACCUAAAGUGUUUCUAUGUUCGAAGAAAUCUGGGAAGGGAAAGAGGCCUGGCAAGGGUGGAAAUCGAUUCUGGAAAUCCAUUGGAUUGGGGUUCAAGACUCCCAGAGAAGCAAUUGAAGGAACUUAUAUUGAUAAGAAAUGUCCCUUCACUGGAACUGUGUCUAUCAGGGGUCGUAUCUUAGCGGGAACUUGCCACAGUGCGAAGAUGAUGAGGACCAUUAUUGUUCGCUGAAAUUAUCUUCAUUUUAUCAAGAAAUACCAAAGAUAUGAGAAGAGACAUUCAAAUAUUCCGGCACACAUAUCUCCAUGUUUCCGUGUUAAAGAAGGAGAUCAUGUUAUUAUUGGGCAAUGCAGACCACUUUCAAAGACCGUCAGAUUCAAUGUUCUUAAGGUGAUUCCUGCUGGAUCUUCUGGCGGGGGCAAGAAGGCCUUCACUGGAAUGUGAGUUUGACAAUGACGGUUUCAGGGUGAUGUUACAGUCAUAAUGGAUUUAGGGUAAUCUGGUUAUAGAAAAGCAGAUUUUAGAAGUUUUAAACAGCAUCUAGAUUGACAUUAUUGAUUAAAAGAUGGAUUAUUGAACACGCUCUGUACUUCAAAUUUUUUUGGUAGUGGAAAUUUGUUACGUCAUGCAGUAGGUUCACUGAAUGAAUUAACACCUGUUUGGUAAGGAAAAGUAUCAUAUCAUUUAGUAAUUGGAUGAACAUGCAUGGUUAAUAGAGAUUCUUUCUUA